GCUGCCAUAGCCCUCUGGCUCCGCCCGCGGCCCGGGCGUUCGGCCAGCGCAACCUGCCUUUCCGGGCAGGCUGGAUUCUUAUCACCCAGGCCCAGCGCGCUGGGCGGCGGCAGGUGACGAUAAGCGGGGACUACAGUUCCCGGCAUCCUCCGCCUUCCGCCUGCCCGGACGGCUAGCCGCUGCCGCACUGACUCUCCAGACCGCGCUUCCCCUUCUUGGCACCAGUCUCCAGCCUCUGCUCCCGGGCGAGGUCCGGCGGGGGUCUCCGGCACUGCGGCCUCUGCUUCGCCCCGGACUCCAGCGUGGAACCAUGACCCUGCACCUGGGCCGGCUGAGCGUAGGCCGCUGCUGGCGCGCGGCGCGGGGCAGCUGCGGGGAGCUGCGCGCCUGGUCUGGGCGCUGCGCGUCCGGACGCUUCUGCCGCCCCCCUGGCACCGCCAGUCCCGGGCACAGCCGCGGGCUGUGGCACGGCCCCUCCGCCAAGGGCGGGCCCUGGCUGGGGACUGGGCUGGCCGCCACCCUGGCAGGAUUGGCUGGGCUGGCCGCUGCCACCUUCGGACAUGUGCAGCGGGCCGAGAUGGUGCCCAAGAGCUCGGGGACGCGCAGCCCCUCGCCCGGGAAGCCGGAGGCGGAGGCCGGCGACGAGGAGGACGAGCUGGCCCGCCGCUGCCGCUGCUUCAUGGCCCCUCCGGUGACCGACCUGCGUGAGCUGCGGAGGAGACCCGGCGACAUGAAGACCAAGAUGGAGCUGAUGAUCCUGGAGAUCCAGGCCCAGGUGUGCCAGGCGCUGGCACAGGUAGACGGAGUUGCCAACUUCUCGGUGGAUCGAUGGGAGAGGAAGGAAGGGGGUGGUGGCAUCAGCUGUGUUCUUCAAGAUGGACGUGUUUUUGAAAAGGCUGGGGUGAGCAUCUCUGUGGUUCAUGGAAACCUUUCUGAGGAAGCAGCAAAACAAAUGAAAAGUAGAGGAAAACUUCUGAAGACUAAAGAGGGUAAAAUUCCAUUUUGUGCUAUGGGUGUGAGUUCUGUUAUCCACCCCAAGAAUCCUCAUGCACCCACCAUGCAUUUCAACUACCGGUACUUCGAAGUAGAAGAAGCUGAUGGUAAUAAGCAGUGGUGGUUUGGUGGUGGAUGUGAUCUCACUCCAACAUACUUGAACCAAGAAGAUGCUGUCCAUUUUCACCGAACUUUAAAAGAGGCUUGUGACCCGCAUGGACCAGAUCUCUAUCCCAAAUUUAAAAAAUGGUGUGAUGAUUACUUCUUUAUAGCCCAUCGUGGGGAGCGGAGGGGCAUCGGCGGGAUCUUUUUCGAUGAUCUUGAUUCUCCAUCCAAGGAGGACGUCUUUCGCUUUGUGCAGAGCUGUGCUCAGGCUGUGGUUCCUUCGUACAUUCCUCUUGUGAAAAAGCACUGUGAUGAUUCAUUUACUCCCCAGGAGAAGCUGUGGCAGCAACUCCGAAGAGGACGGUAUGUAGAAUUUAAUCUGGUGUAUGAUCGAGGUACAAAGUUUGGCCUCUUUACUCCAGGAUCCAGGAUUGAAAGCAUCUUGAUGUCUUUACCUCUAACUGCCCGGUGGGAGUACAUGCAUUUGCCCCCAGAAAAUUCCAAGGAAGCUGAAAUUCUGGAAGUUCUGCGCCAUCCGAAGGACUGGGUGCAUUGAUGGAGGCCAAGCUGCUACACUGGGGUUUGGAGGGCCCAGCUGUGUGUCCCCCUCCCUGGCUGGCACUGUUGCCACUAUGUGGCAGUUAGUUAGUUAGUUCCUUGUGCCUUGGUAUUCCUGCCCUCUCCAUGCUGCAAGUUGUAUAAGGUCUGCUAUCAGUGAGGGGCAGUAAGAGGAAAGAUGGCUAAGUGACAAAGUUGAUAGAUAGAAAACUCAUGCAACUUGUUUGUACUUUUAGAAUUAUCUUGUAUGGCUAAUUUAUAAAGUUUUACAUUGAGCUUCCAGGUAUUUCCAGGGGUGAUGAUAAGGGAAUACAACUAUUAUAACAUGUCCUAGGAAAGUCCUUAUUUUUC
This is a messenger RNA of Perognathus longimembris pacificus (Pacific pocket mouse), 2007 nucleotides long. RefSeq names its product coproporphyrinogen oxidase (gene Cpox). The record is from RefSeq and is a predicted model, not a curated record. Bases 311 to 1654 code for a protein of 447 amino acids. Gene Ontology annotation, molecular function: coproporphyrinogen oxidase activity. Gene Ontology annotation, cellular component: mitochondrial intermembrane space; cytoplasm. NCBI's taxonomy places the organism in Eukaryota, Metazoa, Chordata, Mammalia, Rodentia, Heteromyidae. The transcript is spliced from 7 exons.